[Torrubiella] hemipterigena is the source of this 2209-nucleotide messenger RNA. The record is from the annotation of a GenBank genome assembly. NCBI's taxonomy places the organism in Eukaryota, Fungi, Ascomycota, Sordariomycetes, Hypocreales, Clavicipitaceae.
CCACCACGAGUCACAUACUGUUCGGAUAACCCUUCUGCUCACGAAAACCAAUCCAUGAAAUACCUUUACAAAUAAACCACGACAAAUAUUGAAAAUAUCCUCUUCUGCCAAUACCGUUCCUAGAGUCUCACGAUGGUGUCAUGUGACAGAGCGACCUGCCAAAAAAUGCUAGAUCGUCCACUGUGGGGUUAACAUAAGCGCAUGGUUCGUAGCCUUGCCCAACGGCCACCAUUCUGUUUCCGCAAGACCACCAGCUUAACCACGCCUAGAAAGGGCAAUACGGAAUGGAGGAUAAGACGGCAAAGACUGAGGAAGGGCGCCAGAAGCGCUGGGCUACCAAAGGGAGGACUGGGUGCAAGACGUGUCGUGCGCGAAGGAUCAAGUGUGAUGAGGGUAGACCGUCAUGCCGUAAAUGCAUUGCUUCGAAGCGUGAGUGUGCUGGAUAUGAAGCACUCGGUAUGCCAUCACACCUGCGCCCCAUCGUAGCCAUUGCACCUAAGCUUGCCUCGCAACCACUGCUCAAGAUUGCACCCCAGCCAGCCCUAGCACCCAGGAUACACAGUACAGCAGAUGUCCGAGAUAUCAUUACCCUUUUGCGGUCUGAGUCGCCCAUAUCCUUCACUGAGGACGACUACAGCCUUGACAUGCAGCUGGGGCUCGCCCAACGCUCCUCCUUCUUCCAUGAGCUGCCCAAACGCGCUGGCUACGACACCACGCUUGACAGCGCCAUCAAGAGUCUUGCAGCAGCUCUGCGAUGGCGCGUAACCAACACAGCUGCGCGUCCAGUAGAUAAUACCCCGGCGUUUGUACAUUACGGCGACGCUCUCAGGAGUCUACGGACAUCACUGUAUGACGAAAAGAAGUCCAAAACCGCAGAGACGCUUUGUGCCACACAACUCCUCUGCACAUUCGAGGCGGUUGUCAAGGCCACAGAGGGUCUGUCUCUACACCAUGUCAACGGCGCCUCCCAGCUUAUCAGGCACCGCGGCGCAAAGAUGUUCAAGUCAGACUUUGACAAGGCCCUCCUCGCAUCCCAACUCCCCGGCAUGAUUGUCAACGACUACUACCGCGGUGAGCAUUCGUUCCUAGAGUCCCCAGACUGGCACGACACAAUCCGUUCCAUCAUCGACCGUAGUGAUGGCAAAUAUAGCGACAAAUCCGAAGUCUUCAUAUCGCUCUUUACCAUCGGCACAGCCCACGCCGGUCUUAUUUCUGAUUGCGUGGACUACUUUAAUGCGCCGGUGCCAUCAAGACGACAAGAUUUGCUCACGCGGCUUGCCCAACAGCGCGCCAACCUCAACGCCUGGUAUAACAAGUGGUGUGGUGACCUAAUCUCGCUUACUCACAAGGACGGUACGCCACGGACGCGGAUAUACACGGGCGAGGAACUGAAGCCGGGGUGUCUGAUGGAUCAUAUCUGUGUGUACGACGGCUACCUAUUUGCCAUCAACCGCGCAUAUGUGGCGCUUGGCGGUGAUGACGCAGAUGAGGUCGAGCAGGAAUCCAUCAGGGCAGCGGUGGAGAUGAUUGGUGUUGAAGAGCUGCUAGAUCGGGCGCUCGACAUGGACGGUGAUUCAAAGCCCCUGGUUGCAAAAGCUCACGGCAUCAUUGGGUCGCCGGCACAGGCCAUUACUGUCAUCGGAUGCUUGGGCGUUGCGUAUGAGCUGCUCAAGACAGCAAAGGACUGGGAGCCGUAUAUCCAGCCUUUGCCAGAAGGAACAAAACGACAAGUCGUCCCAACAGACUUGUUUUUCAAGUGGAUGGCCAUCACAAAUUUUCCUAUGCACCGGCUGAGCUCAUCUCCCGGCGCAGACACACUGCCCAAGUAUGCGGAUACAUUAAAGCCGCGAAGGACUGGUACAUGAUUCGCUUAUGGAAUCUCGGUUGGCGUAUUUGUUUUCGGCGUAGUCAAAAAGCAACAUGUUGUUUAUUUUUCGUUGCUAGAUUCUCUGGUUCAUAAAAAAAAUACAAUGAAUAAUAGUACACCUCGUUUUAAAAUGCCGUAAAACUCCCCCAGGUCCGCCCUAAAAACUCCAUUUGAAAAAAAAGAAAACAGCCAGAAAGAUGUUGUUAGAGAGAUUUCUAUGUUGACUUCUUGCGCGAUGUGUAUCCGUCUGCUUGUGAGCAGUACUUGACAAUCCAAGGAUGCUUGGGGAUGUCAUCCAAGGGGAUUCUGUCUUCGGCAUCGAGAACAAGCAGCUAGUAUUGA